This is a messenger RNA of Malania oleifera, 1335 nucleotides long. Its product is annotated as receptor-like protein 34. Gene Ontology annotation, molecular function: protein binding. The coding region runs from base 1 to 1335 and encodes 444 amino acids. The record is from RefSeq and is a predicted model, not a curated record. The transcript is spliced from 4 exons. NCBI's taxonomy places the organism in Eukaryota, Viridiplantae, Streptophyta, Magnoliopsida, Santalales, Ximeniaceae.
AUGUCUUGGAGAUCCGACAGGCGGCGAGAUGGGCAACCAUCUGUGGUUGUGGCUAGUGACUUUGCUCUCUGGCGAAUCGCGCACAACCGCCAUCGCGAGACUCCUAUGCAAAACUCGGAACUGCACAAGCCACUGUCUGCAUCUCCUCUACAAUCCACGAAUGGCUCCCUCACGUUCCUGAAACCACUGUCGUCUCAAAGCUGUCGUCGUGAGAGUUUCUCCUCUGCAAAUCCUAGAAAUGGCACAAACUUCCGUCUGAGUCUCCUCUGCAAAUCCCCGAAAGGCACCGAGUCACCGUCUUCGUCAUCGCUAGAGCUAGGGUUCGUCGCCGUCAUCACGAGGGCUAGGGGUCCUCUGCGAAAGGGGAGGAAAAAGUUGAAGCAUCUCCGGCACUUGGACUUGAGUCGCAAUGAUUUUGGAGGGCUUAAAAUUCCUGAUUUCUUUGGUUCCCUCGCCUCUCUCACAUAUUUUAACCUGUCUUUGGCAGGAUUUGGUGGCUCCAUUCCACCUCAGAUUGGGAAUCUUUCAAGUUUGCGUUAUCUUGAUCUUGGCCGCAAUUUUUAUUAUAAUGAUUUGUACGUUACGUCAGAUGACGUAAGAUGGAUUUCUCAUCUCACCUCAAUUGAGUUUCUAGACAUGAGUUAUGUGGAUCUCAGCCGGGCAUCCAGUAAUUGGCUAAAGGUGAUGAGCAUGCUCCCUUCCUUAUCCACUUUACACUUGUCUAGUUGUUCGCUAGGUAACACUCUUCCACUUUCUCAUGUCAAUUUUUCUUCUCUUUCCACCCUUGAUCUCUCCGAUAACCUCUUCGAUUCUUCAAUAUUUGGCUGCCUCUCUGGUCUUCCUUCUUUUCUUUCACUCAUACCAGAAUUGUUGUAUGGUAUGACUACCCUCCAAAGCCUCGAUCUUUCAAUUAACAAUCUUCAAGGUACAAUUUCAGGUGCUAUUGACAAUCUUACGUCACUCACGGAACUCCAUCUAGAUGGCAAUGACCUUGAAGGAAGGAUCCCAAGAUCCUUGGGAAAUCUUUGCAAUUUAAGAGUUUUACAUUUGUCAUCGAACCAAUUCAAUGGAGAUAUAUCUGAAUUUUUGGGACAUAAUUCAUGCUUCCAGGAGACACUGGAGUCUUUGGUUUUAAGUGGAAAUCACCUAUCAGGCCAAUUGCCCGAUCAAUUAGCAGAAUUUAAAACUUUGUCCUAUCUUGAUAUUUCUACCAACUCCAUUUCUGAUCCAAUUCCUGUGUCUAUAAGGAAAUUGUCAUCGUUAAGGGACUUGGAUAUUUCUUCCAACUUUUUCAACGGGAGUAUUCUAGAAAGUCUUGGGAGUUUCUCAAAAUAA